AUUCCACUAAUUCCUCUGCUUUUCACAUAAUGAGUUACCAUUACUACUCUCCUCCACCACCGUCAACCCCAUCCCCACCCUUAGUUCAACCACCAUAUUCAAAUACCCAUGCUCCACCUCCAAAACCACCAUCAAAUUCAGCACCCCCACCAGGUCAUAAUGCGCCACCACCUCCACCUCCGCCACCAUCAUCAAAUUCAACACCCCCACCAGGUCAAAAUGCGCCACAACCUCCACCUUCAUCACCUCCUCAGGUAGCAUCUCCACCUAGCCCUACCAACAACUUUACCCCCCCACCUCCAACAUCACCCUCCAACGCGCCACCGCCAAAACAGAGCAUAUCACCAUCAUCACCACCUGCACCAACACAAACACCAACAAAAGGGUCUCCAAGUACAUCACCACCAACACCAACACCAACACCAACAGAAGGGUCUCCAAGUACAUCACCACCAACACCACAAAAGGGUCCAUAUUCUCCAGCACCUACCCCAAAGAGAGUCCCAUCUAACUCUCCAAACGGAGCACCAACAAAGGGUCCUGCUCACUCUCCAAAAUCAUAUCCAUACUCACCAUCAAGUUACUUGCCUCCAAGUUACGGAUCAGGUCCACUACCACCACCACCAUUUUCUAAUAAUAAUAAGGUAACACCACCUUCAGGGGGAAACAAUCAUACCACUGUGAUUGCAGUAUGUUCCUCCCUGGGUGGUGUUCUCUUCUUUGCGUUCAUCAUAGCUGGUAUUUUCUGCUUGGCCAAGAAGAGAAAGAGGGUUCCUGCAGCAGCGCCACCAGCACCAGGACAAGGAUCCUAUUACCAAUCAUCACCCCAUUACUGA
Molecule: messenger RNA, 836 nt
Organism: Gastrolobium bilobum
Lineage: Eukaryota; Viridiplantae; Streptophyta; Magnoliopsida; Fabales; Fabaceae
Product: protein TRACHEARY ELEMENT DIFFERENTIATION-RELATED 7A-like
Exons: 1
Coding region: 30-836 (268 amino acids)
Biological process (GO): plant-type secondary cell wall biogenesis
Source: RefSeq, a predicted model, not a curated record